GGCUCAUCCCGCCUUGCGCGUGCGCAGACGAUAAACCAACGCCCGGGAGUAGAGGCGCGGGUUUGGUGGCGCGUUUUAGCGAAGUCGCACGUGAAGGAUAGUAGUGGCCGGAGCCGGACCCAGCCAUGGCAGGCCCAGGCAGUAGCUCACCGUGGGGCAAGCAUGUGUUCAAAGUCAUCCUGAUGUUCCUAGUGGCCCUCGUCCUCCUCCACUCAGCAUCAUCCCAGUCCCAUGCAGACUUUGUGCCCCCAGGCCAGCAGAAGAAGGAGGCCCCAGUCGAUCUCUUGAGCCAGAUGGGCCGCUCUAUGCGGGGAACACUGGAUGCCUGGCUUGGGCCAGAGACCAUGCACCUGGUUUCCGAGACCUUGUCUCAGGUGAUGUGGGCUAUCUCCUCGGCCAUCUCAGUGGCCUUCUUCGCACUGUCCGGGAUCACUGCGCAGCUGCUGAAUGCCUUGGGACUGGAUGGAGACCACCUCACGCAGGCACUGAAGCUCAGCCCCAGCCAGGUCCAGACGUUCCUGCUGUGGGGAGCAGGGGCCCUAGUCGUCUAUUGGCUUCUGUCCCUGCUCCUUGGCUUGGUGUUGGCCUUGCUGGGGCGGAUCCUGUGGGGCCUGAAGCUUGUCCUCUUCCUAGCUGGCUUUGUGGCCCUGGUGAGGUCUGUGCCCGACCCCUCCACCCGGGCCUUGCUCCUCCUGGCCCUGCUGACCCUCUAUGCCUUGCUGAGCCGGCUCACUGGCACCCGGGCCUCUGGGGCCCAGCUGGAGGCCAAGGUUCGGGGGCUGGAGCGGCAGGUGGAAGAGCUGCGCUGGCGGCAGAGGCGGGCGGCCAAGGGGCCCCGGAGUGUGGAGGAGGAGUGAGGAGGCUGCCGGACAAGGACACCUUCGUCGUACCAAAGAGCUGCACUGCUUCGGGAUCGCCUAGCACUCCUUCCAGCCCCCCGCCCCUUUCUUGCCCUGUCUCUGAACUGUCAGAGCCCCAACCCUGCACCAGACCCUUUAGCUGAGAAAGAGGGAGACCAUGCCCCAUGCUGGUCGGCAGGGGCCCUGUCUUGUGAGGUUGUCUGGGAUUGGUUGUCUUAACCCUUUCUCUGCUCCCUGCCUGCCUCAGUCAGGCCGGGUUGGAAGGGCCCCCCUGUGGCUUUGUGCAUCUGCUCUCAGUGGACAUCACUGCCAUGGGUCCUCCCGUGACUCAGCCGGCUCCCCUCUGCUGCUGCCUUGCCUUCCCCCUGAUGCUCUUGCUCUCCAGUCCUUUUGGAGCUCUCCCUCUGCCAAGUCCCCAGCUUCCUUCCUGUUUGUCUCCUUCUAGCGCAGCACUCCGCCCAAACCACUGCCCCUCAAGGCAUGUUCCUGUCCUCUUCAUUGCCUAGCCCUGGGGAAGAGGCAG
Messenger RNA from Lontra canadensis (Northern American river otter), 1383 nucleotides. It is a transcript of the gene TMEM109, whose product is annotated as transmembrane protein 109. Bases 126 to 857 code for a protein of 243 amino acids. The transcript is spliced from 4 exons. Lineage: Eukaryota; Metazoa; Chordata; Mammalia; Carnivora; Mustelidae. The record is from RefSeq and is a predicted model, not a curated record. Gene Ontology annotation, biological process: cellular response to gamma radiation; intrinsic apoptotic signaling pathway in response to DNA damage by p53 class mediator.